This is a messenger RNA of Ichthyophthirius multifiliis, 1296 nucleotides long. RefSeq lists its product as hypothetical. Gene Ontology annotation, cellular component: ribosome. The transcript has 3 exons. The record is from RefSeq and is a predicted model, not a curated record. Gene Ontology annotation, biological process: translation. Gene Ontology annotation, molecular function: structural constituent of ribosome. The annotation marks the transcript as partial. Lineage: Eukaryota; Ciliophora; Oligohymenophorea; Hymenostomatida.
AAAGUCCAAAAAAACAAAAUAAUAAUAAAGAAAAAUAAAAAAAAGAUAUAAAAAAAAAAUGAAAUUCAACAUAAGCUACCCCGUAACAGGUGGAUAAAAAUGCAUUGAAAUCGACGACGAUAAAAAAUGCAACAUUUUCAUGGACAAAAGAAUGGGACAAGAAGUAUAAGCUGAUUCUUUAGGAGAUGAAUUCAAAGGAUAUGUAUUUAAAAUUGCAGGAGGAAAUGAUAAAUAAGGAUUUCCCAUGAAACAAGGUGUAUUCGCUAAAGGAAGAGUUAGACUCCUUUUAUCAGCUGGUCAUUCUUGCUUCACUGAAAGAAGAAGUGGUUUCAAAAAGAGAAAAUCAGUCAGAGGAUGUAUCGUUGGACCUGAUAUGAGAGUAUUGGCUUUAUAAGUAGUAAAAAAAGGAGAAAAAGAAAUUGAAGGAGUAACUGAUGUUAAUUUACCAAGAAAAUUAGGACCUAAAAGAGCUAAUAAAAUUAGAAAAUUAUUCGGAUUAAAGAAAGAAGAUGAUUAAAUUUUGGUUAAAAAAUCAGUUAUUAGAAGAACUUUCAAAUCUGGAAGCGGAAAAGAAAGAACUAAAUGUCCUAAAAUUUAAAGAUUAAUUACACCUGAAAGAUUGAGAAGAAAAAGAGUUUAUCUUUUGGAGAAGAAAUCUAGAGCUACCAAAACUAAGGCCGCUAGAGAAGAAUACGAAAAAUUCUUAGUUGAAUGGAGAAAACAAAGAAAUACCUAAGCAGUUAAACCCGAAGAACCUGCUAAAAAGACUGUAUAAGAAACUAAAUCUGCUGCUUAAAAAGUUGACAACAAAGCAAAAACCACCACUGCUGUUUAAAAAACUGAUGCUAAAUAAGGUGCUAAACCUGCUACUACUGGUGCUAAACUUGCCUCUACUGGUACUAAAGUUGCUGCCACUACUGUUUCUAAAUAGGCUCCUGUCUAAAAGACUGUUACUGCUGCUAAAGAUUAAAAACCAACCGCUGUUAAAUAAGGUGCUGCUACUAAUUAAACUAAAUAAUAACCCUAAUAAGGAUAAGCUAAAGAAUAAAAAAGUGCUCCCGCUCCUGCUAAAUAAGGAGGUAGAAAAUGAAGUGAGUUCAUAUUGGGAGAUGUUUUUUUCUUAUUCUAAAUUUUUUGGUAUGUUCGAAAGUAUUUUUUUAUAUUAUAAAUUAGAAUAAGAUUUUUUUUAUUUGUAAAAUAAUAAAUAAGGUUAGUAUUUAAGAUAAAAAUUUUAUUUUUUAUUUUUAGUUAGUAUUUAUAAAAAUUAUUUAAACAUAAUUAAAAAAAAUAUAAUAU